AGGGAGAGUUCGGACUCACAGGGGGCUCCUGGAAGGCAGGCUUGUCCCCUAGCUUUGCUAAAGGGACAAAAGAAACUUGUCUGUGGCUCUCUGGACAGGGCUGCAGGAAAGUGGGGAGGGGGGUUGAGCACUGCAAAAAGGUCCUCUCCCAGAGACACGGGGCCACAGUUUGAAUCACAGCCGUGAUCCUUCCAGGCCUCAGUUUCCUGCUCCGUAAAACAGGAGAGUUGGACUAAGGGAUCUCCAAGCCCAAGUCCAGCGUUAAAUCUUACGAUCAUCUUCCCACUCUUUCGCUCCCCAGCCUACGCCUCUCUCCUGUCUAUGAACCCAGGUUUCAGGAGGGGGGCAGCAAAUUUUUAACUAAGCUAUUGAUUAUUAACCGGAGGGAGAGAGCUCAGGCUUGACUCCAGGUCAGGGGCAGAGAGCCGCCAAGUUAAGACUUCCUAAGGAUAUGCUGGCAUCUCAAGUCUGGUCCUCUGCAAAGCUGGGGGCAAAAGGGCUAGGCAGAUGCCUGGUGCGGGGUCUGACAGGCUGGGCCUCUGGGGAGGGGAAGAAAGUGGACAUUGGGGGCAUCUACCCCCCAGUGACCACCCCAUUCACAGCCACUGCAGAGGUGGACUACGGCAAGCUGGAAGAGAAUCUGUACAAACUUGGCACCGUCCCCUUCCGAGGCUUUGUGGUACAGGGCUCCAAUGGUGAGUUCCCCUACCUGACGAGCAGUGAGCGGCUGGAGGUGGUGAGCCGAAUUCGACAGGUGAUGCCUAAAGACAAGCUCUUAAUAGCUGGCUCCGGCUGCGAGUCCACUCAAGCUACCGUGCAGAUGACUGUGAACAUGGCCCAGGUUGGAGCAGAUGCUGCCCUAGUGGUGACACCAUGCUACUAUCGAGGCAGGAUGUCCAGUGCAGCCCUGAUUCACCACUACACUAAGGUGGCUGAUCUGUCCCCAAUCCCGGUGGUGCUGUAUACUGUCCCAGCCAACACGGGACUAGACCUGCCUGUGGAUGCUGUGGUCACCUUAUCUCAGCAUCCCAACAUCGUGGGCAUUAAAGAGAGUGGAGGAGAUGUGACCCGAAUGGGCUUGAUCAUUCACAAAACCAAGAAGCAGGAUUUUCAGGUGUUGGCAGGAUCUGCUGGCUUCCUGAUGGCCAGUUAUGCCAUAGGAGCUGUUGGGGGUGUCUGUGCCUUGGCCAAUGUCCUGGGAGCACAGGUAUGCCAGCUGGAACGCCUCUGCCUCACUGGGCAGUGGGAAGAUGCCCAGGCUUUGCAGCAUCGCCUCAUCGAACCCAAUACUGCGGUAACCCGGCGCUUUGGGAUCCCGGGGCUAAAGAAAGCCAUGAACUGGUUUGGCUACUAUGGAGGUCCCUGUCGUGCCCCACUGAGUGAGCUAAGCCCAGCUGAAGAGGAGAUGCUGCGCCUGGACUUUACUAACAAUGGCUGGCUGUGAAAGGCUGGGAGGAGGGCAAGGCUGUCCCCAGCCAGGCCUCCACCUCCUACACCCAGUGGAGUAGAGGGGGAGAUAGGAUGCUGUUGCCCUUUACCCACUCCCAUUCUCCAGGCCCUCAGGAUAUGACUCAACUUUUCACAACCUGUUUUCCCAUCUGUGAAAUGGGGACAAAAACACCUACCUCACAGGGUUGUUGUGAGGAUCAGAAGAGAUAAUGUAUAUAAAGCAGCUUCACCAACCUUAAAACACCAUA
Molecule: messenger RNA, 1697 nt
Organism: Gracilinanus agilis (Agile Gracile Mouse Opossum)
Lineage: Eukaryota; Metazoa; Chordata; Mammalia; Didelphimorphia; Didelphidae
Gene: HOGA1
Product: 4-hydroxy-2-oxoglutarate aldolase 1
Exons: 7
Coding region: 452-1444 (330 amino acids)
Biological process (GO): N-acetylneuraminate catabolic process
Molecular function (GO): N-acetylneuraminate lyase activity; 4-hydroxy-tetrahydrodipicolinate synthase activity
Source: RefSeq, a predicted model, not a curated record